Camelina sativa (false flax) is the source of this 1098-nucleotide messenger RNA. RefSeq lists its product as uncharacterized. Lineage: Eukaryota; Viridiplantae; Streptophyta; Magnoliopsida; Brassicales; Brassicaceae. The record is from RefSeq and is a predicted model, not a curated record.
GUUUAUAAACACCAAGAGACUCUGUAUAUAUAAAAUUACGAAGAUGAGAGAGAAAUGGGAAAUGAAAAGAGAUGAUAUGGGACAUCGAUGCUGCGGGAAACACAAAGUGAAAAGAGGGCUCUGGUCUCCAGAGGAAGACGAGAAGCUUCUUCGUUAUAUCACCACUCAUGGGCAUCCUAGUUGGAGUUCCGUUCCAAAGCUAGCCGGGUUGCAAAGAUGUGGGAAGAGUUGUAGAUUAAGGUGGAUAAACUAUCUGAGGCCUGAUCUGAAGAGAGGCUCGUUUAACGAAGAGGAAGAGCAAAUCAUAAUCGAUGUCCAUCGAAUUCUAGGUAACAAAUGGGCUCAGAUUGCAAAGCACUUACCUGGACGCACUGAUAAUGAAGUCAAGAACUUUUGGAACUCAUGCAUUAAGAAGAAACUUCUUUCCCAAGGCUUAGACCCUUCUACGCAUAAUCUUAUGCCUUCACAUAAAAGAUCUUCUUCUUCCUCUUUUUCUAAUAAUAAUAUUUCCAAGUCAAGAAAGACUACAUCCAUCAUGAAGAACCCUACUGAUCUUGAUCAAACAACAACUGCUUUUUCAAUCACAAACAUCAAUCCUCCCACGACCACUAAACCAAACAGACUUAAAUCUCCUGUUCUGACUUUAAUCCCUUCCCAAACCAUGAUCCCUACCAACGAUACCAUGUCGAGUCUUUUGGAGGAUGAGAAUAUGAUUCCAAACUGGUCAAAUGUUGAUGAAAUGGCGAUCCACCACGAAGCUCCAAUGUUGUCGGGUGAUAAGUCAGUAGUAGGAGUUGAUGAUGAUGAUCUCAACAUGGAUGUUUUGUUUAGUACUCCUUCUUCUUCUGCUUUUGAUCCUGAUUUUGCUUCCAUUUUCUCCUCUGCAAUGUCUAUCGAUUUCAACCCCUUGGAUGAUCUUGGCUGGACCUUUUAGCUUAAUUACACUACAAUAUUUUUCAUUUUCUCAAGUGUAUAUAUUAUAUAUAAGUAUAUGAAUAAUUGCCACUUUCUCCUUUUCACUAGUUUUGAAAGGAUGAGAAUUUUUCCAAAUCAGUGUAUCAUUUUUCUCCUCAUUAAUGUAAGAGUAGACUUUUGUUA